GAGAGAGUGAGUGGAAGGAGCAUUACGUGCAUGAGAGAGAAGGAUUUGGAGGGACAAUCCCGGUAGACUGAUCUCUCCUUAGCAAUCCGAGGAUGUAGUAGAAUUCUGGCAUUUAUUUAAUAAAUGACAUUGAUAGAGACUCUAACGAACUCUACGUACUAUAAACGAUAUACGUUUAUAGGUUAAAAGACAAUUUUAUAGGUUACAUUGUCUACAUUCUUUUGAAGAGGUGAUUGUUAACGCCAGAAAAAUGGAUAGUAGUACAGAUGAAGAUAGUGUUUUGGGUAGUGAGGAUAUUAAUCCUAGAACAGUAACUUCAUUUCAUAGUUAUUCUCAGCAUCAUUCAAGUGACAAAGAUUCUGAGUUUGCUGAGAUACAUUCUAAAAUGCCUGCUUUUGAUAAUAGUUUCAGUUAUUCAAAUCGCAAAAGAAAAAUGUAUUCCUUCUCUUCUGAUGAUGAUCAACAAUAUAGUAACACACAAUAUGAUGAGAUAAAUACUAGCAAUCAUGACGAAGGUACGCAUAAAAGCAGUACUAAAAGAAGAAAAAGACGAGAAAGCAGUAAUAUUAUUGACAAUACAAAAGGAGAAAAAUAUACCCAAGAAAUUGAAACAGCAGACAAUAUAAAUACUGAUGAAAGUGAAAAUAGUCUACCACAUUUGGGAAUAGCUGAAAAAAUGAUGAAAAAUAUGGGAUACCAGCCAGGAAAAGGUUUAGGAAAACAUAGCCAAGGUCGUGUAAAACCAGUGGAAGCAGUAACACAACAUGGUCGAAGAGGAUUUGGACAUAUUAUACCAGGACUUGAAGAAGCAAGUCUCAAAUGGAAUCCUGAAGAAGAAGAAAUAAAAGUCAUAGAAGACAUCGAGUGGUUGCAAAAUAUCAAUACUUCUGUACUUACAGCUAAAAAUAUGACAGAUUGGAUUAAGUUGGGGCCAAAAAAACAAACUAUAAACGAUGAAACAAUAUUUUGUAGCCCAGAGAUUGUGGAGCAAGUUGUCAAAUCGAAAACUAUAUUUGACGAAUUAGACAAAGUUGAAUUGCGCAAAGCGAGAACUCGUUCAAAUCCUUACGAAACAAUUCGUAGUGCAAGCUUUUUGAAUCGUGCGGCCGUUAAAAUGGCAAACAUAAAUAGAGCAUGUAAUUUUAUGUUUACUGAUCCAAAGGACUCUAAUGCAGAUCCCAAUGACCUAUUGUUCUUCGCAGAUGUGUGUGCUGGCCCAGGUGGUUUCAGUGAAUAUGUUUUGUCAAGGAAGAAAUGGCACGCCAAAGGAUUUGGAUUCACUUUGAAAAAUGAAAAUGACUUUGCAUUGGAUGAGUUCUUUGCUGGACCAUGCGAAACAUUUCAUCCUUUUUAUGGAUCUAAAGAGAACGGAGAUGUAUUUGAUCCAAAGAAUCAAGAGGAAUUUAAAUCAUUGGUGAUGAAACAUACAUGUGAUAGAGGUGUACAUUUUAUGAUGUCAGAUGGAGGAUUCUCUGUGGAAGGUCAAGAAAACAUACAAGAGAUUCUAUCAAAGCAGCUAUAUUUGUGUCAAUGUCUGGUAGCAUUAAUGAUAGUAAGAUCAGGUGGACACUUUGUAACUAAACUGUUUGACCUGUUCACACCUUUUAGCGCUGGACUUGUCUACCUAAUGUACAGAUGUUUCGACAGUGUUUGUAUUUUCAAGCCUAAUAGUUCUAGACCAGCCAAUUCAGAACGUUAUUUAAUAUGCAAAGGGAAAAAACCUGAUAUACAAGCAGUAACAGAAUAUCUUUCACAUGUUAAUAAUCUACUUUUAACAAGAAAUGAUAACAAGGAUGUAAUUGAAAUAGUACCACUUGAUAUAUUAGAGGCGGAUACGGCGUUUGUAACAUAUUUGAGAAACUCCAAUGACUCUUUGGGGAGAAAACAGAUAAUUGGUCUUUUGAAGAUUGCAGCCUUUUGCGAGCAUCCAACAUUGAUUGAAUCAAGGCAAGCGGAGAUGCGAAAGGAAUGCUUAAAAUAUUGGGAAGUACCUGAUAAAAGUCGCGUAAGACCACAAACUGUUAAACCACAAGAUAAGAUAAAGGAGAUUUUAAACAAUUCCAUAGAGUUCCUUGGAAGCGAAGCAAAGAAACUGACUAACGAUAAUAUAAAAAAUACUAUAUUAAAUCAACCAUAUGAUUGGUAUUGCAUGCCCUGCUCUUCUGGACCUUAUGUUGAAGAGGAUAAAGUAGCAACGUUUUACUUGGGCCUAGGAAGAAGGAAGGUAUUUCGUUACGUGAAAGGCAAGUGGCACUCUAUUGGAGAUGUGAAAAUAGAGCUACCACCUGAUACUCUUGUAUAUGCCGAAUUGGUAUAUGAUACAAAAUGGACAGGAAAAUAUUUUUCCAAAACGCGUUCACUACACAUUUUGGACGCUUACAUGCUUGGGGGAGAAGAUGUGAGCAAACUAUACCUAUCUUGUAGGUAUAAUCUCACGAAGAAAUUUUGCGAUGCACUGUGGAAACCGACUCCAAAUGACUACGUUUGCGUGCGUGCCAAGGAGAGAUUUAUGUUAGGUCCCGAGAUAGAGAACAAAUUGCGGGUUGCACAACGCCGUGUAAAGAGUAUGUCUGUUGCGUUUGAGUUUCCGAAAAAUUUUCUAGAACGUGAUAACGAGAAUGACACAGGACACCUGUAUUCGGCAUUUAACAGUGUCCUUUUCUUAAAAAGUAUCAAUAAUCCUUGGACGCGUUGUCUUAGUCAAAAAACGAAACAUUAUUAUGUUUAUAAUAUAAAAACUGGACUAUCGGAAUAUGAAAUGCGAAACGGAAUAAUUAAUAGACCACCCGAAGCCGGGGCAAAUUUCAUGCAGGCCUUCAGUGAGCGUGUUAUUUGGUAUUGGCCACAUAAUACAUCGGCUGAUAAUACAUUGAAUAUAGACAAUUUAGUUCAGAUGAUCAAGAACGCAGUAAAUGGACCGAAUCGACCGCAAAAUGCUUAAGUAACACAUGAAUUUAUUGUAUACAUUAUAAAUUUGCAUGUAAAUUUAUAUGUAUAAAUUAUAUAUGUAAAGUCUAACUGUAAAUACAUAUAUAUGCAUAUGUAUAUAUAUGUAUAUAAUGUGUGACAGGUAUGUAUAUAAUUUAUCUGCCAUAGAAGAAAUCAACAAUUGUUUGCAAUUAUUUACGUAUAAAUUAUUUGUAUACGCUGGUGUAUAUGUAUAUUUGAUUUACAUAUAAGCGCCAAUUUACCUUUUUAUUUCUUUUCUAAAUUUAAAUCUUAUUUUUUGAAAUAAUUUACUUUUACUUAUGAUGUGCCAUUAUUAUAUCUGGCUGAUAUAUUCAAAAUUUUAUUAAAAAAUACAAAAAAAAUUAGCAAAUUAUAAAAUUACAUUUACAUAAUAGUUGAGCAUAAAACUGUUUGAAAGACUGUACUUUACGAUUUAGGCUUUGUCAUCUUUUAUCAUUUACUUAUUACAUAUAUUUUUUGUACAAUUUCUUUGUAAAUAAAUGUAAAUAUUAUUUAAAAUAAAUGAGACAGUUAUUGACAAAUUCUAAUAAAUAUAUCUUUCAGAAAACGAUUAUCUAAACAUUUUGUUAGUUUUAGUAAGCUUAGAAAUGUAAUAUCUUAUUAAAAGUUAUUGAACUAAA
Linepithema humile (Argentine ant) is the source of this 3590-nucleotide messenger RNA. It is a transcript of the gene Cmtr1, whose product is annotated as Cap methyltransferase 1. Gene Ontology annotation, molecular function: nucleic acid binding; methyltransferase cap1 activity. Gene Ontology annotation, cellular component: cytoplasm; nucleus. Gene Ontology annotation, biological process: 7-methylguanosine mRNA capping. The record is from RefSeq and is a predicted model, not a curated record. Lineage: Eukaryota; Metazoa; Arthropoda; Insecta; Hymenoptera; Formicidae.